This is a messenger RNA of Saprolegnia diclina VS20, 1879 nucleotides long. RefSeq lists its product as hypothetical. Lineage: Eukaryota; Oomycota; Saprolegniomycetes; Saprolegniales; Saprolegniaceae. The record is from RefSeq and is a predicted model, not a curated record. The transcript has a single exon. The coding region runs from base 456 to 1682 and encodes 408 amino acids.
UUGUUCCUGUGCCGACUGCGCUACGCGCCGCCGUCGACAGCCUUCGCCGCCUCCUGCACACGCUAAUUGCAGAGAACGCGUCGGCGCUCGCGGCCUUCCUUGCGAUCGACACCAACGUACAAGUGUGGCCUGUCCCUGCGCCGUGGAUCGAGUCAAAUUUCUUGUCGUUUGGCGGCUCUGUGCUUUGCGACGCGAUCUUACCGACGUCGGCGCCUGGCGUCGGUGCCGGUCUCCUCGCGCUCUUUUCAUUCGACUAUGGCUGCGACUCGGUGUCCUACUAUGCCAGCUUGCAGCUCGACCGGGCAGCGCUCGUGCCCGCUUCCUUGCUGGGCGCAGUCCACACGCAAAGCAACUGGAGUGACAUUUGCAACCACGAUCCUUACAAUCUCGUGGCGUGCGAACAGUACCUGAACGCCACAACGACCUUUACGACCACCUUUGGCCUGGCGGAGGCCAUGGUGCGGGAAGGUAUCGACCUCGUAGACGUCUAUGCGUCCGUGGCUGCGCUCCACAUUGAGCUGUUCCAGUAUGGUAGCCCCUCGACCAACGAGUCGCUGUCGCUGCAACGCAUGUCGCUGCUCAACUUGGAGGAUCCGAACUACGACCUCUUUGCGUUUGCCUAUCUCCUUGAAUGGGUGGCGUGCGACCGCGACGUUUUGCAGUUCCAAGGGGACAACCUCUCGCUGACCUUGCUCUCGGAGAAGACGACGCCGAUCACGCAAGCGAUCUACGCGGCCGAGCUGCCGUCGGCGCUCGCCGCGUACGCGCAGUCGGCCAACAUGUUUGUCACAAGCCUCCUCUUGCUCCUCGCGCUGGUCAUCACGCUCUACAUCGGCCUCGCGCACGGCUACAUGGAGCGCCGGAACGUACUCAAACUCAACCGCAUCGGCGCCAUGAGCUACGUCGGCCGUCCGCUCAUCUUUGUCCGGUCCGCGACCGCCAUGAUGCUCCUCGCCACCGCGUCGCUCGAGCUGCACGACGUUGACGGCCUCGCGUUUCUAGCGCCACGAAACACGUCGUGGUUCUCCGUGCUGCUCGCGGCCAGCGAAGUCACGUGGCUUGUCGAGGUUGUCAACGACAUGGCUAUCGUGCUCACGCGGUCGCACGCGGCGCAGUACGCGACUGUGAACAGCCUCAGCGUAUGGGCCGCCACCGCGCUCCUCUCCUGGUAUGCGCCCGUGGUCUUCAGCGCCAGGUAUGCACCCGUAUGCCACGUGAUUUGCAUGGACUUUCAAGUCGCGUGCGAGACGGCGACCAUCACGAUCGGCCAUUGGACGCGCAUUGGGAUGCUGGGGUGCCUCACGCUGUGUGUCAACUUGCUUUGCUACAGCAUGGUGCGGAGUGUGCAGCAUUGGCACUGGCACUGGCGGCUCGUGCCCAAGCGGUGGCGGCCCCACGAUGUUGUGCCGUACACCGCGCCGACCAAGAAGGUGCAGUCGCUGCUGCUCUCGGCGGGUGCCACAUUCCUCUUCCACCACGCGCCAUGGGUACACAACGAUGUCUACUACUUGGACCGGGCGUCCGCAGCGUUGAAUGGGCUCCUGAGCGUACAGUACGACGGCAUAUUCUACGUCCUCGACAUCAAGCUCUGGCGCCUCUUUGUGCUGGCACCGACGCCGUGCCCGCAGGAGCACCCGCGGUUUGUAGCCGCGCAAUACGCACUGCCACUGAGUCUACACUAACACCGGCUUUGCAAUGAUACGCUAUGCGGUAGAACACGAGCCUACUAUCUUGCGCUGGGAUGUUUAUGGAAGAGCCGUGGGAGCCAAGAUCGCUACGUCGUGUGCGAGGCUGCUAUACAGAGUAGGCCUUCCGCAUACUGAAAAAGACGCCCGAUCUUUAUGCCGCCUGUGAACACCUCGAUUGAGUGUGACCUUCU